Molecule: messenger RNA, 267 nt
Organism: Funneliformis mosseae
Lineage: Eukaryota; Fungi; Glomeromycota; Glomeromycetes; Glomerales; Glomeraceae
Source: the annotation of a GenBank genome assembly
AUGAUAGAGCAACAUGUUAAUGAAAUCAUAAACGAUUAUGAAAAUCGGCCACCACCGGAUUCUUAUACACCACCUGAACAAAUUGAAAAUACAGGAAGAUCAAAUGAGUCAAGAAGAUCAAGGUUGAGUAAACCAAAAAGUUCAGACACCUAUGGGAUCACUCACACGUUACCAUAUAAUAGAGAAAAAACAUCAGAUUAUAGAAAUAUUUCUGUAUUUUUGCCAAUCGCAGAAAUUACAUUCAGUUACUGUAAUGCAAUACAUUUG